Messenger RNA from Neltuma alba, 726 nucleotides. RefSeq names its product cysteine-rich repeat secretory protein 1-like. NCBI's taxonomy places the organism in Eukaryota, Viridiplantae, Streptophyta, Magnoliopsida, Fabales, Fabaceae. The record is from RefSeq and is a predicted model, not a curated record. The coding region runs from base 1 to 726 and encodes 241 amino acids. The transcript has 3 exons.
AUGGCAUCUUCCAGUGCCUCGGCUAUGCCAUCGUCCAGACUUGUCACAAAUGUGUUUCCGGCGGAGUCAAAGAUAUCGUUCAGAAACGCCCCAACAAUAAAGGAGCCGUCGGUUGGUACGACGAGUGCUGGAUACGUUUCUCCGGCGACUGAUUCCGUGAAGACGCCUGCAGAAGCAUUGGGCAGGAAGAUGGAUAUGCCAUUUCUGAAACUGCUAUCCUAUUUUCUGCUUCUCUCCUCCUUCGAUCUGGCUUCUUCUGAAGUUGACAUCCCGGCUUACUUUGACCACAACUGCACAAUCAAUAAAAACUUCACUUCCGAUAGCUCCUACCCGUCCAACCUUAACAGUCUCUUCGGUAUCUUGUAUGACAAGGCCACGGGCGGUGAGACUCCCGAAUUUUUCAACACCAGCUAUGAGGACGUCGUCUAUGGAGAGUUCAUGUGUCGAGGCGACGUCCCCAUUCAGGUCUGUCGAGAUUGCGUUCAGGACGCCAUAAAUCGAAUAGCCUCAGAGUGUCCCUACAACAAAGAGGCAGUCAUCUGGUACGACCAGUGCUCCCUCCGCUAUUCCGAUCGUUCUUUCUUCUCCACCCUCGAUCAACUGCCUAGAGUUAGCAGCCAGUUGGUGGCCAUGGACGUGACCUGGGAAACAGACACGUGUCUUCCUGGCACACCAGAUCCCGAAGUCAGGUGCCAAGAAAUUUGCAGCAAAAGAUGCAAACUUUAG